AUGGAACAUGAGCCCUACGCGCGCUCUCGCCGACGAGAACGAGAAUUCGAAGACGAUGUCGAUUACCGCCGCCGCCGCCGCUCAAUGCCUCCAGAGGAGGAAAUGGAGCGCCUGCACAUCUCCUCCCAGCGUCCCCCGCCUAUCCCGCGGGAGUAUGUCCGCGAUUCAUAUGCUAUGCCUGCGGCACCUGUACCGCCGAGUCCACCAGGGCCCAGCACGAGGAUGAGGAAGUCCAGGGAGGAGGCGGAUAGCUAUCUGGCAGGCCCAGAUCGGGAGGAUCCAUACACUCGACCUGAGACGCCGCAGGCCUCCUCGAACACGCCUCGUUUUGAAGAAGAGGACGUGCCCCCUCGAAGGCGAGAGCGGGGUUCACAUCGCGGUUAUGAUAGCGAGCUCGAAAGACGAGGAAGCAGGCUGGAGGAUGAUCGCGACGAGAUGGUUUCACGAUCCUCUAAGCGUGGUCACAGACCUCGUCGGAGAGAACCAGAGCUUGAAGAGCUGCUUGACGAUGACCCGGCCCCCGAGCUAAGAUCCGUCGAUCCUAUAACGAAGCAACGUAUCAUGCAAUGGCAAGAUCAACCCGGCCCCGAUGAGAUAGAGGAGGAGGUGCGUCUAGAGCGUCGAAGCCGCCGGAGUCCGCCAGAAGUAAAGCCAGGACGGCCUCCCCCACCGGGCGCCUUCCCCAGCGGGCAGGAAGAAUUCAUCGAUGAGGAAGUUGCUCCUCGACCUCGUAUACGCCCGGGUUCUCUCCCAGAGGCUAUUGAAGAUGAGGAGAUCAUGAUUCGGCGAGAUGAACGCAGCAAGCGUAGAGGGAGUUCCGAACGAGAUGAAGCUGUCGCAAGAAGAAGCAAACGCAAUUCACCGCAAGAAAGAAUGCGAACCCCUGAGGUCGUCAUGCCUCCGGUUCAUGAGGACUUCCCGCAUCCUGAAGGUGAGAGCGACGGGGGCCGCAAGGCGGAAGAAGAUAUAGCCCUGGCGCGGGAAGAAGAUGACGAGUCUAUUUCGCCUACCAGUGGCCCAGUUGAAUUUCACAAUCCCUUCCCUCACGGAGAUCGACCCCGUCGUCGUAAGCCCCGAUCUCGCCGUGAGAGCGAAUCGAUGGCAGCCGGCAGUUCGCGAAUUAGGGGCGCACGAGAUGUUCCGCGCGAACUUGAUGAACAGGAGCUAGACAGAGUGGUGAACGAGGAUAUUGUUCGAGCCCGAUCUCACGUCGAGCAUGAUCCGCGCGAUAGCGCAUCACUGGUCGUUAAGAGUCGUAGUCGAAGAACACGAGACAUGCCCGGAGGCUUCGAAGAGGACGAUGAAGAGGAAGAUGACGAAGAAGAGGAAGUAGAAAUCCAUGAAAGAAGCUCUCGAACUAGACCUAGAGGUAAUGGUCAUGUCCGCGAUAGUUUGGAUGAGUGGUCUGUUGUCCGAGCACCUUCAAAAGAGGAUGCUGCCGAGAUGUCAGGUGGUCUUGACAUUGUCGAGGUUGCCCCCAGGGGUGCUUCCUCAGCCGACUCUCACUCUGAGGGUGAUGAUGAAGAGACUGAGCAGAGUGAACAUACAGGAACUCAAGUCUCUAAGGACAGAGACGACGAGCGCUGGACUGAGAUCACAAAAGACCUGGUCGUACGCGAGGCGAUCGAGCGUCUGGGCUAUGAAUUCGAAGAAACUCGAAGAUCAUACUACAUAUUCUCGUUUCUCGAAUCGGUAUGCGGUCAACCCAAGAAAAUUCAUCCCAUUGCACGAGGUACUGAUUGGUCUGCUGUUAGCAUGAUAUUGAUGAGCUUGUCGAACUCCAAUUUCCUUGACUUAACUUACUUACCCUUCUAUCUAGGUUCGAUCCAGGAAGAUCAAGGCACCACCGAAGGGGCCAGCGCUAUUAUUCCCGGGCGGCGCUCGCGGAGCUUUAGCAGAUUCCACGAAGAACACUUCAACAUUCGAGACCCAAAGCGUAUUCAGUUGAUCGACGCCAUCAGCGAUAUCCGAAGACACGAGCUUGUGCCUUCGAUCUUCUGGGCUCUUCUCAACAUCUGCGAUCUUCGUAAGCUCAAGAAAAUCCGAUCAGCUUGCGAAUCCACCGGCAAUGACUCUGUCGACUUUUGCUCCUAUGCAUGGGAGUGCGAUGGCUUCUGCGCUACAUGGGGCCCUUCCGAAACGAUUCCCGAAACGAGACCUGAGAAAGACCAUGGAUUUAUGUCUCAAGCUACGCGAAAUGCAGCCUGCCUUCGAGACCGCCAUCGGUGCGCUUUAACCGGCAAAAGAAACUUCCGCCUCGCCUGUAUUGUUCCCUCCUGGGCACAUGGCAUUGUCCUUGAUGAAAUGCGGUGGUCAGGCGAGAGAACCGUCUGGAACACAAUCUACGAAUACUGGGACAGGGAAACCGCGGAUCGCUGGUUCAAGGCUGCGUUCACCAGUCAUCGGAUGGGCGUGCUCCCUGUGGACAAUUCGUCCAACCUCAUCUGCUUGAACACCGAGCUUGCUCUGGCGUGGGAACUGGGUGUAGCUGCUUUCCGUCCGCUAUUGAUUUCAAACGAAAGGUCCAAACUGGUGAUCGAGUUUCACUGGCUGGCCGUUGAGGAUGUUAACUCUGGGGACUUCCUCGACGCAGAAACCGAUAUGCGCAAGGUACCAACGCCUACAAAGGGGUUGAGUAGCUACGAAGGAUUAUGUGCGAGACACCGGUAUAGCAAGGGGAGAGCCCUCAUCAAGACCGGUGAUCGAUUCUACCUCACCACCGAUGACCCGGUGUUGCGACCGCUGCCCAGUUUCGAUCUACUGGAGCUGUCAUUCUACAUGCGCCGCCUUAUCGCUCUUUCCAACUGCAAACGCUCGUACCCUCAUUGGCCAGCUGCAGACCAGGACUGGGUCAUGAAGAUGAAAAAUGACCGACUCAUAACAAAGGCCGGUAUAAAGGGUGCUUGGCCGAUUCAAUGGUUUGGCUUUUCGGAAAUCAAAGCAGGAGACGGCCCUGAGUGGCCUGCUGCUCGCCCAGAGAAAUACCGGACUCCAUCUCCUCCUCCCCUCCUCCUCCUCAUGUGGACCAAGGGUCCGAAUCCGGCUCCCCAUAUUAUCUUUCGUGGACGGGAUGGAAGAGAGCGACGGCGAAAACCCAUCCCGACCAGGUUCCUCUGGGGAUGGCUCACAUGGUUGUCAACCAGACCUCAACUCCCCCUCGGGGUCUCUUCAACCAGCUUCUCCCUCCGAGCCAGCGUAAAUGAAGGCAUGUGCACGAAUGUUGACGAUCAUGCAUAA
Messenger RNA from Penicillium chermesinum, 3237 nucleotides. RefSeq lists its product as uncharacterized. The record is from RefSeq and is a predicted model, not a curated record. The transcript has 4 exons. Bases 1 to 3237 code for a protein of 1078 amino acids. Lineage: Eukaryota; Fungi; Ascomycota; Eurotiomycetes; Eurotiales; Aspergillaceae.